This is a messenger RNA of Cuscuta campestris, 1562 nucleotides long. The record is from the annotation of a GenBank genome assembly. Lineage: Eukaryota; Viridiplantae; Streptophyta; Magnoliopsida; Solanales; Convolvulaceae.
GUAGAAUUUUUGAUCUAGUUUUUAAAAAUGUAAGUUUUUUUUUUUAUUUGUAGACUAUUAUUUAAAUAAAAUGGAUUGAGAAAAGUCAAAUUCUUUCUUUUAGUAUAAAAAUUUUUCAAAUCACCCGGCCUGCUGCUCCCCUAGGCCCCUUUACCGUUUUACAGCCCAUCCAUUUUACCAGGCUCUUUUAAAAGCCCGUUUUCAGUCUUGUUCUCUGUCGCGAACUGGGACUCGCCAGCUAGGUCAGAUUGGAGCAUUCGUUUUUUGAGAAAAAAUUCCCGACGUCUAGAUCUCUUGUUGUCACUGUAUUCAAAAAUGUAAUUGCUUAUUUUCUCAGUUCGGAAUGUUUCAAAAAUCAUACAUCAAGUUUAUCUGUUUAAUUUUGAAUAUUCCUGCACUUUAUAUGAUCUGUGCAUCAAUAAAAAAAUUUCCAGGCCUAAGAAGCUAACUGGAGGAGCUUGCCUGUUUCAAAAAUCAUACUUUGAUAUUGUUGUUUAAUUUAAUUGGUUUGGACUGUUUCAAAAAUCGUACAUUGAGUUUAUUGUUUAAUUUACACGGUUUUGACUGUUUCAAACUUGUACAUUGAGUUUAUUGUUUAAUUUACUCGUUUUAGAUUGUUUCAAAAAUCAUGCAUUGAUUAUAUCUGUUUAAUUUUGAAUGUAUUUGCCCCUUAUAUGAUCUCUGUAUCAAUAAAAAUUUUUCCAAGAAUCUAACUGGAGUAACUUGCCUGUUUCAUAAAUCAUACAUUUAAUUUAGUAUGUUGUUUAAUUUUGGAUGUUUUUGCCCUUCAUAUGAUCUCUGUAUCAAUAAAAUUUUUCCAGGCCUUAUGAAGAAAACCACACGGCUGAGUUGGUCCUUGGGAGGAGAUUUGUCAUAUGCCUUGCCCAAAGAAGGAUAUGAUGAUCUUCCUUGGGAAGAAGCCAGAUAAAAAUCUCUUACGUCAUGUGAAAAACGAGGUAAAUGUGGAAUACUUUAAAGGGGUGAAAACCGAUGAGAUCUUUCCAAAUCUGCAUGUGUUGGUACAUAAUUGGAGUGCUCUUUCUGAAACUUGGAUUGAGUAUUGUAUCUCAGGGACAACUGUGCAUUUGGGUUGUGCAUUUGGAUAGUUCGGCAAUGUCCACUACACUACGAGAUUGUGAGAUUCCAAAUCUUCACACAUUGCGAAACACUCUUGGUUUGUUAUGCGAAGUUAUGCGAAGUUGAACCAAUAAAAUUCUAUUUGGAAGUUGACAAAACAACUAAAAGAAAAGCAUUGCAUGACAUGAAGGAAAAAGCGAAAGGAAUCAAAGCCAAAGUUGGAUUUUGGAUAAAUGACAAGAAGAAGGCUUGUGGGUUGAUGAAGUAGUCAAUUUUGCAAUGAAUUGUUCGAAGAAGGCUUGAGAUUUGAUGAAGUAGCCAAAGACUGUUUGUGGAGCUUUUGAAUCUAUUUGAUGCACUGACCUGAAUUUGUCUUAUUAUGAAUGUAAUUUGGAGCUUUUGAGUUAAUUAUUUAUCUGUUUGGUGCACAAUGUAAUUGACGUGAAGUUGGUCUUAAUAUGCAUGGCACGUUACUUGCUUUCCUU